UUAAACCCGCGAGCAGCCGCAGACAGAUCCUCCGUGUAUUUGAGAGGAGUAUCAGUCUCAGACUGGUAGGCCACAGACAUGAGCUCUGUAAGAACCGCGUCUUUGCUCUGAAAAAUUGACCUCAUCUGACUUUUUUUCCCUCAUUCUAAAAUGCUGAUGAUGAGUCAGAAGUUCAUCAGCUCUUUUUGCCCCGGAAGCUUCUCCCAUCUUGAUCAUUAAUAUUAGGAUAAAAAGGUGAAAGUUGGAUUUUGUAACAUUCGCUAACCCAUACCCAUGACGGAGGGAUGUACAGUUGGUUCGAUAUCAAACCCCAGAAAACGGACAGUUGAGAGGAUGCAUGCAGUGUGGGUAUUUAUCCUGUUCAUUGAGGAGGGAUUUGCUCUGGCACAAAAGGCAAAAGAUGGAGGUGCAGGAUCGAAAGGGCUUAGACCCUCUCAACGGCCGCAGCAAUCUCAUCACUGUGGAAACUGGGUGCGGAACACAGAUGGUGGCUCCUUCAGCUCCCCAAACUACCCAAAAACAUACCCUCCCAACAAGGAGUGCCUGUAUGUCCUGGAAGCCCUGCCCCGCCAGAGGAUAGAGCUGCUGUUCGAUCAGACCUUCUAUAUCGAAGCGUCAUUUGAGUGUCGUUUCGACCACAUUGAGGUGAGAGACGGUCCCUUCAGCUUCUCGCCUCUCAUCAAUCGCUUCUGUGGCUCAGCCAGUCCCGGACUCGUUCUCUCUAGCGGACGCUUCAUGUGGAUCCGCUUUUUCAGUGAUGAAGAGCUGGAGGGGAUUGGCUUCCGGGUCCGGUACAGCUUUACUGCAGAUCCUGAAUUUCAUCUGCAUGUGGGAGGACUCCUAAACCCCAUCCCAGAUUGUCAGUUUGAGCUGUCUGGGGCUGACGGCCUGAUCCGUUCCAGUCAGGUGGAGGAGGACUAUAAAGUGAGGCCAGACCAGGCAUUGGACUGCAUCUGGACCAUACAAGCCCCAACAAACAACAGGAUUUACCUGCGAUUCUUGGAUUACCAGAUGGAAAACUCAAAUGAUUGUAAGAAGAACUUUGUGGCUGUUUAUGAUGGCAGUAAUGCCAUUGAGGACCUUAAGGCCAAGUUUUGUAGCACAGUAGCUAAUGACGUCAUGCUGGACACCGGUGUGGGAGUAGUGAGAAUGUGGGCUGAUGAGACAAGCCGUCUCAGCCGCUUCCGGAUGCUGUUCACAUCUUUUGCAGACCCACCCUGUUCAAGCAGUGCAUUCUUUUGCCACAGUAACAUGUGCAUCAACACUUCUCUGGUGUGCAAUGGCAUACAAAACUGUGUCUUUCCCUGGGAUGAGGGCAACUGCAAAGAGAAAAAGACCAAAAGUGUUUUUCACCAUAUCACAAAGACUCACGGGACAAUAAUCUGUGUGUCUACGGGUGUGGUGUUACUGCUCCUCAUCGUCUCCAUUCUGGUGCAAGUCAAACAGCCACGAAAGAAGGUGUUGGUACGUAAGAAUAACCUGUUCCACCGGGGAGACUUCCAGGAGGUGUUUGACCCACCACAUUAUGAACUCUUUACUCUCAGAGACAAGGAGAUGUCUGGGGACCUCGGGGAGUUAUCAGAGGAACUUCAGUCCCUGCAGGCGUUCAGGAGAUCCUCAUCAAGCUCCCGCUGCAUUCAUGAACAUCACUGUGGCUCUCAGGCUUCUGUCAACUCCAUUAAAGCCAGUCAAGUUGAACAUGGCCUGGGUAGGGGAUCCAUGGAGCUUCCCCCUUUCAAAGGGAACUUCCAAAGCGUCUUACCCCCCCUCAGGGACUUGAACAGUAGUAUGCGAAAGACGAGCUGGCCUAGUAUGAAACCAGGCCGAAUCCAGGGUCAUCAUGGUAUGGGGAAUAGAGUGUUGGGAAGGCAGGAUAGAGUGAUGGAAGAGGAUGAAGAGGAGGAUGAAGAUGGAAGGUAUGAUGUUUAUGUACGCAGAGCAGGAAGCCGAAGAGGGAACUAUGAAAUGGCCCAGCAAAGAUCCUUGUCCAUGGACUUCUGAAAAGAAAAGACAAGGUUGGUGUUGAGAUACUACAGGGGGCAGAACUCUGCACAUUUAUAGAUGAGGGGAGACAUGAGGUUAGGGCAAAUGUGUCUCACUUACCUUCUUUAUAUUAACAAUGAUUAAAAAGAAGCAAUCCAGGACUUCUCUUGUUUUUCUUGCCUCAUUUACAGUGAGGUUGGGAAACACGCGGUCUUUUAGAAAGUGCUGCCAACUCUGCCCGAACACUGACAGGGAGUUGCUAUUGUACUUGUGAUCCGUGUAAAAGUGAAGACAGAUGAUAUUGCUGUGUAAUGUUCUUGUUUUAUUUUUCUAAAUACAAUUUACUUUGAAGGUAAUAGAUUUUGUUGAAAUAUGCUUUCAAUCAGUGUUUAGGUUUUGAAACAAUGUUUGAAAGAGGAAGCGUGAUUACUUUUGAAGCAAACAUUGUAAGAGUCAACUGUUAGUUCUGUGGUUACCUGUAUUUAAGAAUGAAUAUGUACAUUUUUGCACCAAUAGCUAAGGAAAAGUAUCAUCUUGCCUUUGAUAUAGAGAUAAUAAAGAGAUAUAAAAUGACCAUCAGAAGUCA
This is a messenger RNA of Etheostoma cragini (Arkansas darter), 2569 nucleotides long. RefSeq names its product neuropilin (NRP) and tolloid (TLL)-like 2b (gene neto2b). Lineage: Eukaryota; Metazoa; Chordata; Actinopteri; Perciformes; Percidae. The transcript has 13 exons. Gene Ontology annotation, molecular function: protein binding. Bases 274 to 2001 code for a protein of 575 amino acids. The record is from RefSeq and is a predicted model, not a curated record.